Messenger RNA from Doryrhamphus excisus (bluestripe pipefish), 1820 nucleotides. It is a transcript of the gene otud6b, whose product is annotated as OTU deubiquitinase 6B. Gene Ontology annotation, molecular function: cysteine-type deubiquitinase activity. Gene Ontology annotation, biological process: protein deubiquitination. Lineage: Eukaryota; Metazoa; Chordata; Actinopteri; Syngnathiformes; Syngnathidae. The record is from RefSeq and is a predicted model, not a curated record.
ACUGUUGCUAGCACCCGAGGAAGAAGCUAAUAGCGCUUCCGGAAGAGGCCACAACAACAACACGUUUUAUUCAUUGCUUCUUUCUUGUCAGUAAUGUGAUCAAUUCUUUUACAAUUACUAUAAUAUGUCGUGUUAUUAUUAACAAUAUAAAUUAGCGUCUUAAACAUGGAGGAGGCGGCAGCGGACACUCCGGAAGAGACCUUGCUAAAGCAGCAUCGUAGAGAAAAGAAGGACCUGCAAGCCAAAAUCCAGAGUAUGAAGAAUGCUGUUCCCAAAAAUGACAAAAAGAGGAGGAAACAGCUGACAGAGGAGAUUGCCAAGAUGGAGGCUGACCUCAACCGGAAACAGGACGAGGAACUGAAGCAGCUCAAAACGACGACAGACACAAAGGUCGAGGAGGCGACGAAUGGAAUGGAGGCGAUGAAGCUGGAGGAAGAAGAAGGAGAAGUUAAACAGCCUCGCGUCACCAAAGCCCAGAAGAGAAGGGACAAGAAGGCGGCCCAGGAGAAGGAGCGUGAGAGCAGGAUCGCCGAAGCCGAGGUGGAGAACCUGCAGGGCGUCCGCCACCAGGAGGGCCUCAAGCUGGCGCAGAAGCUCUCCCAGCGAGGUCUUCAAAUCAAGGAGAUUUCCUCCGACGGCCACUGCAUGUACCGCGCCGUGCAGGAUCAGCUGGCGACACGAUGCGAGUCGGAGGUGAGCGUGAAAGACCUGCGUUGUCGCACGGCGGCGCAUAUGAGGAGCCACGCCGAUGACUUCCUGCCUUUCCUUAGCAACGCCGACACUGGGGACGUGUACACGGCAGAUGAAUUUGAGAAGUACUGCAGUGAUGUGGAGCACACAGCAGCUUGGGGCGGCCAGCUGGAACUUCAGGCGUUGACGAAGGUUCUUCAGCUGCCAAUCGACGUCAUCCAGGCCGAUUCCCCGACCAUCAAAAUCGGGGAGGACUACGACGGCGACGCCAUAACUCUUGUGUACAUGCGUCACGCCUACGGACUGGGAGAGCACUACAACUCGGUGGAGCGGCCCAAGGAGGCCACCGACGCUAUAACGCCACCUGAGAAGAAAAUAGCAGCAUGAAACAGAAGACAAAUGUAGCUUGGUCCUGUGGUUCCGUACGUGUGAAGGAUGGAAGCGCUGUCCUGUCACUCAAACGGCAGGAAAUGGCAGCCUUUUUUUCAACCUGUCAACCUGAAAUAAAGUACUUUCAUUCAUCAUCCCCAUUAGGACUUUAUUGGUCCUAAUAUUUGUUUUACCAUAAUUAGAUUUAAAGCACUUUUUACAUUGGACUCCCUUUGUGGAGGAUUACGUCAUACUACUUUUCUACCACUAGAUGGCAGCAAUUACACCGAAACGUCCUGUAACGAGUGAAUUAAAAAAAAUGUGAUAUAAUGAAAGUUUUCGCAUAAAUCAUGAUUUUAAACUGAAAAGUUUCAAUAUAAUUUAAUGGCUGUGUGUAUAAUAAUGCGAUCAUAAUCAUUCUGUGCUUAUCGUACCUAUUUUUAUUUCAUUUUUGGAUCACGUAGGGAUUUUUUACUGUUGACAUUAUUGUUGACGUCAUGUCAAUAUCACAGUACGAUUAUCGCUACCUCGUUAUAUAGUGUUUUUUUUUCCAGAAAUGAAUGAAUAAAUCAUUGCUGUAUCAUGCUAAUAUAUGGGUAUUUAUAUGUAAAACAUAUUGUCAUACAAGUGAUAUAAUAUUUUGGUCACUUCGUAAGAAAGAAGAAAUACAUUUGAGGCUAACUGGUUAGCUUGCUAGCUCGCUAGCAGCGUUUCAGGCCUUGGAGCAUAAGAGUUAAAAAGUUAAAAGCACAUUUAAAGUC